UCACUGUGGAGCCUGAACAGAACUCUCCGAAGAAGUCGAAAAAAAGGCACAUAAAAGGGGGCGAGAGUGAAAAAAAAAAAAGUGUGCAAAAUUUUCCGAGGUGUGUUUUUUUUUUCUCGGUUUCCGUGUGCAAAAGUGUGGUGAAACAUGUGAAAUUUGUGAUCCGAAAAAGAAGCGAAUUUGUGGUGCGCGCGGUGGCCAAACAACCCCCGAGGGUUCUUUUUCUAGAUAUUAAAUUUUUAAAAGGAAAUAGAAGUGGUGCAACAUGAGGUCGAAAAGGCAGCGGUGGUUCUGUGGUGGUUAUGUGAAAUAGUGUUGUUUUUCAGUGCGCCGCAAAAAAAACAACGUUUCCUCAAUGUGGAGUUUAGGGCACGAUGGUCAGAGAGACUAGACACUUGUGGGUAGGAAAUUUACCCGAGAAUAUCAGAGAAGAUCGUAUAAGGGAACAUUUUAAACGAUAUGGUCGAGUGCAAAGCGUUAAACUAUUGCCGAGGGUCGCCGAGGACAAGACGAGCGAGGUCCAGAUGGCGUGCACGGUGGCGUUCAUGGACAUCAAAAGUGCGUCCAAGGCGCACAAUUCCGAGCUGAAAAUCGACGACCGCACUCUGAACACAGAGUACUACGAACCUGCUGCCAUUCCGUCCGCGGCCUCGCCCCACCAGGGCACGCCACCACCGUACUCUACAUCUACCUCUCCUGGAUCUACCAGGUUUCCAAAUGGUCAUGGAUCCUCUGAAGAGCACGGUUUCCCUGACCCGAGCAACAUAGUAGUCGGCGGCGCCUCGACUCGUUUCUACGAUCGCACUGGCGGCAGCGUCGGUGCCGCCCCCACCUCGGCCGCCCCCGAAGCCGGUUCCGGUACCUGCAGAGGUGGCCGGAACCGCGAUCGGUUCCGUGGGGGCGGCUGUCACCGAGGCGGCGCGGCCGGCGUUUGGGGCGCCACCGCCCCCGUUACAACAUAUACGGACACGUCCAGGUAUAAUAAUAGUAAUGAAAGAAUACAGUCGGACACAACAGGGUAUAGUUCGGCGCCGUCGUCCGACACGAACGACCGGCGCAAUUCGGACAGCAACGUUAGGAAAAAGACCACAUCCAGGUCUGGCUCAAGAUCUCCAUCGCCCAACGGUAGUACCAGUACGCGAUCUCCAUCCAGGUCUGGUUCAAGAAGUAGCAGCAGUUCGUCGUCAUCAUCAACGUCGCGCGGUACCUCGUCGACUUCUUCGCCGUCGCGGACGCGCAGACAUCGCAAGCACUAUAAAAAAUCUUCUGCGCAGAACGCGACCGCGUCCGACGACCGGCGACCGCUCGGAAUUUGCGUGCGCAACUUGCCGGUACGUUCUAGCGAUACUUCGCUCAAAGACGGUCUGUUUCACGAGUACAAAAAGCACGGUAAAGUGACGUGGGUGAAAAUUGUCGGUCAAAAUGCUGACCGGCACGCGAUCGUUUGUUUUAAGAAACCGGAGGACGCCGAGAAAGCCUUGGAGGUCAGCUAUGAUAAGCUGUUUUUUGGCUGUAAGAUCGAGGUGGCUCCUUAUGCCGUAUGCGAUAUCGACGAAGUCGAGUGUCGCUACGAGUCGGAAAUCGACGAGUUCAAUCCGAAAGCGACUCGUACAUUGUUCAUCGGCAACCUGGAAAAAGACGUGACCGCAUCAGAUCUCAGGAAACACUUCGAUCAGUUCGGAGAAAUAAUCGAAAUCGACAUUAAGAAACAAGGGGCUGUGAGUUCGUACGCUUUUUGCCAAUACUCGGACAUUAUCAGUGUGGUAAAGGCGAUUCGGAAAAUGGACGGUGAACACCUGGGCAACAACCGGAUCAAGCUCGGGUUCGGUAAGUCUAUGGCGUAUAGCUGCGUGUGGAUCGACGGAGUCGCGGAAACCGUCAACGAAAAGUACCUGAGAAUGCAGUUCGAGUCGUUCGGCACGAUCACCAAAUGUAUUAUUGAUAGGGAAAAAGGGCAAUCGCUGUUGUUUUACGAGCACGUGUCGCAAGCUCAGCAAGCUGUUAAUAAAAUGCGGGGGUUCGUGUUGAAAAAUGUGAAGUUGCAAGUGGAUUUCGCGAGUCGAGAGUGUCAAGAGUGUUUUUUCGAAAGGCUUGAAAAACAAGGCACCGUAUUGGAUAGAGCGGGCUUCGAAGAUCGAUCGAGUACAAGGAGUUUUGAAUCUAGUGCACCAUCCAGGAUAUCCAGGUACGAUACUCCAACGCGUCCCAGAACAUCCAGCUACUCGAGUAGAUCAUCAGCAGCAGCAAUUGCCUCACCAGGGACACCAGGAAGUGCAACACCACGCGCUGGGCGAGGUCGUGUACGCUAUUACGAAUACGACUUGGAGUAUCCUGCCACUGCUUUAGUAGAAGGAAGUGUCAGGCAUACAACGAGCCAUAGAAGCUAUGACGAGUAUAGCCAAGGCUCGGCCGCCUCUCACGAAGAUCCUUACGAUCCCUACGAUCAUCCAGUAGCGUAUUUGCACGACAGCCCUGGCCACUUAGACUCGUUGGAGUUUCUUCAUCCGCAGGUACGUGUAGUACAAAACUUGGUGGACGCAGUUCCUUAUGCUCCGCACGACAUUCGCAAUUUGCAAAAGGAGCGCGUCCACCUUUUGGAGCAGCUGGAAGAUUGUCCCAGUUCGGGCGACGAAAUUAUCAGCCCUAAGAAACGUUUGAAGCUAGACCUAUUGGAUCCAACCCUCGGGGAUGUUAUCAUUGAAGCGAAUCGAGAUCACAACAGAAAGGUCAUGGAAGUGCGGAAACUCUCAGAGUCAACGCUACGUCAUCAUUCUCGUAGACCUUCAGUGGACAACAAAUAUAGUCACUAUGCCCCUCAUACAGUGGGCUGCAAACGAAGAAGAACGGGAGGCAGCGAUGGAGGAGUAACAAAGAGCACUCACUCACAUUAUGCUGAACAUUCUGACGGUUCAGAGCAAGCAACAGGUUCCAGACCGGGUACACCAUUGUGCGACGAAAAUCCUGAAUUCCCACCAGGAGAACCUCCCAAAAGAACCACAAGAGAACGAGGCGAAGGUCCCAUGCUGUUGCCUUUACCAAAAUGGGCAGCGCAAGUCAGGGUUACACCAGAAUUCCAACGUGGUACGAUUUCGGUAGCCGGAAUCAAGGGCCAAAAAGAGCACGUGAACCCUUUGGCUAGUCCGCCUCCGGCGGCGACCAGCCCUAGAGUUUCACAUAUGCACCUGCCUCGGCCUCCUAGUCCCCUGCAACAUGUUCCGCCUCCAGCUUCACCACCUCCGCGACCUCCAAGUUUAAGUUCGAAUUCUAGUGAUAGUGACGGAGCAACUGGCACCAGUCCUUCACUAGACGAAAGAAUUAAGUCGCUAGAUGAAAAAUACGAAAAAUGGUCGGGUAGUAGGGCACUAAGUGCUGCUGGAAAUGAUGCGCUGGCUUUACUGGAUGCGAAUAGGGAGAAAUUUAGGCUCAGGCACAAGUUGCUAGAAAUACAAGAUCUCAAAGAAGUACAACCGUCUGAAAUAGUGAAAAGUGUAAUGGCCAAAAGGUCAGUGUUUGAUGAAGAUUUAAAGCGGCUAGAGAGUGUGGGUGAAAAAUAUGAACCCAAAGAAUUCGGAUUAUUUUGCCGAUUACCGUCUACGAUUGCAACGCCAACAACACCUGUGAGCAGCGUGAGCACUAUCAGUGCCACUCCUCUAACUGUGAUUGCACCCACUUUGAAAAUUAUUGCUACCUCAGUCACCUCUCAGUUGCCCAAAACCCCUACCACAUUAUCACCCAGGUCUUCAGGUGUAACAACAUUACCCAUUGCAGCAAGUAGAGGUCUUCAAUAUCCUUUCCCCAGCCAUCCCCCGUUGCAAAUGUCACCAGUACCGCCACCUUCAGCACUAACAACAGCAACAACAACAAUAAUCACAACAACAACAACAACAAGUGUUAUAUCCACACCUCCGUCUCCUUCAACCUUAACAAUAAGUACAAGUAGUAGUGUUACUGUGCGGAACCCUAGUCACGGUGAAAAUAAUAGACUGAAACCGUCGGUGAACGUUCCCGGUGACUCCUCACGAACUUCUAGCAUAAAAAAUCGUAAUAGUGUAGCGCCUUCUGUAGUUAGUGACGUACCUAAAGCCUCAAAACCCAGUGAGAAAGUGAAUUUACGAAGGAAUUCGAGCAGUACUAGCCCUAGGGCGGACGUUAAAACGCGACGCAAUAGUGAUACGUGCGCCCGUCGGAUAGAGGACACUGAAAAAACGAAAAGCGAAGAGCAAAAACUCGCUGACAAGGCCAAAGAGGAAUUCGAGAAACAAACAAAAGAGCAAGAGGAAAAAGAACGAAUUGAAAAAGAAAGAUUGGAAAAAGAAAAACAAGAAAAAGAACGACUGGAACGGGAGAGAAAGGAAAAGGAACGCUUGGAGAGGGAGAGUGAAUUGGAAAAACAACGCUUGGAAAAAGAACGGCUAGAAAAAGAACGAAUACAACGGGAAAAAGAAAAAGCAGAAAAAGAACGAAUACGACAAGAGAAGGCUAAAUUAGAAAAAGAACGUCUAGAAAAAGAAAACCUGGAACGGGAACGCUUAGAAAAAGAACGUCUCGAAAAAGAAAAACUAGAACGCGAGCUUAAAGAAAAACUAGAAGCCGAACGAAAAGAAAAAGAAGAACGUGAACAAAAAGCAAAAGAAGAAGCAAAAGAAAAAGAGCGUAAAAGAAGUGAAGACAGAACCAAUACUAAAAAUAAAGAACCAUCAGACAAUCAUCACGAACGUAGUAGCAAACAUAGAGAAAAUCACAGUGAAUCUAAACAUAGAGAAAAUCAUAGCGAAUCCAAACACAGUAGUACAACCAAAGAAGAAAAACCCUCUAUCUAUCAAGAAAACACCCUCAACAAAUAUGUAAACCUGAAAACACAAAUUGAACGUGACGCUGAACGCAGAAAAGAAAGCAUCAAAGAAAACCGAGACAACAAUAUCCACGAUAAACACAAACUCGUAGCAAUCGAAACCAAAGAUAGAGCUGUAGUAGAAACUAGACACAUGUCCUUGGAUUUGGACAACAAAAACUCAAUUCUAGAUCCAAAUAGACGAAAAGAGCGCAACAAUAGCUUACCAAGUAAUGUCGGUUUGAAAAGACGCCUGAGUUCGCAUGAAACUUUAGAACAAGAUGAAGCUAAAAAAAUCAAACUACAUGAACACGAUAAAAAAGAACGCAGAGACUCAAAAGACAGCACUAAAAGUGACAAAAAGAGUAAACACAAAAACAAUUGUUCAAAUUCGCACGAGAAACACAGCGAGGAACGACGCAGAGAAAAAGAAAAGGAGCGUGAAGAAAGACACAAAAAACACAAACUAGAAAAACAAAAAUCUAAAAGUAAAAGCAGAGAAACAGACGGCAAAUCUGAAUCUCCAGUCGAUAUUCUUUUACCACCAUCAGACUCGAGUUCAAUAAACGACAAAGACUUUUUAGCCAAACUAAAUUUGCGCAGUAACGAAGAAAUCGAACGGGACAAAUUAAGAAGAGAACGGCGCUCCAAAGACAACAUGGACCCUGAUAAACACAAAAAAUGCGAUUCUCCAUUAAAAUCCCCACAAACCGACGUUGAAAAACACAAACACAAAAAAGAUCGCAUCAGAAAAAUCACUAAUAGCUCAGACAGUGACUCGGACGAGCCCAAGAAACAUUCAAUAUUCGACAUUGUGGAUGAUGGCCCACCAUACAUCUCAAUGUACGAUAAGGUGAAAGCAAGAAGUUGCAAGAAUAUGCAAAAGCAAGAAGAAGAAAAACGGCAAGAGAAAAUCAAAGCCAAAUUUAGCCAACUUAAAUUGAGCAGAGCAAGGAGGGAGGAAAAGAAACGUUCCACUUCUUGGGAUGAGGACAGUGACUCAGACAAGGAUGUAGAUGUUAAACGUAAAAGCAGAAAACUGUUAGACAGUUCAGAUGAAAGUCAAGAACGAAAAGGCCACCAUCACAAACGUAAAGACAUGCUUUAUAGCGAUUCUGAUAAUUCCUUGCACUUGCGCUCUAAAGACAGCACUGAUGAGGAUAUUAAAUUAAAACAUCCAAUGUUUAAAACAUCGAAAUCUAGAAUAGCUAGUGAUAGCUCGGGAGAUGAAUAUGAGAAACAAACUAUAAAUAAAUUAAAUUCUAAUACUGAAUAUGAGAAAAAAAGUAAAUCAUUAUUUGAUAAUGAUACUGAGCCAGAAUUGGAAGUUAAACACGAAAAAAUCACUUCUGUUAAGAGUGAAUUGGAAAGGCUGGUUAAAAAAGAGCGGAGAAAUAGUAAAUUUCAAGAGUUCGGACAAACAGAUUUUGAUGUGCUUCACACUGAACCAUCUGAAGUCAAAACUGAUUUCAAUAAUCGAUCAGUGUUUGAAAAUACUUCAGACGAGGAAAUUAAAAGAGAAAAAUCCGAAAAACGUGAAAAGAAACAUAAAAAGAAACAGAAGAAACAAAAACAUUCAGUCAGCAGUGAAGAAUCGAGCAAAAUCGAAACAACCGAUUCAAUGGUGGAUGAUCUGCAAGAGAAAAAGCAUCACGAAAAGAAAAAAGAUCACUCCAAAAAGGAUAAGAAACGUGAUAAAACAAAAGAAGGUAGAGACAAAUCGAAAAAAUCCAAGAAAAGUAAAUCCGAAGACAAAACUGAACCUAAACGCGAAGGCAAAAUGGAAAACAUCUUUGGAUCGCUAUCGGAAGAUUCUGAACCAUCUGGCAACAACAAACCUACGUUUAUUGUAGACGAAAACGCUCAGGUGCCUACAGUUUACAACACAGACUCGGACAAAGACAAUAAAAUCCAAGAGGAGCGUGAACAUAAACGCAAAAAAGAAAAGAGGCGGCGCGAAAAAGAACGCCGCAUACAAGAAGCUGCAGCUGCAGCGGCAGAAGAACCACCAAACAGUAACGAUAACAGCAUGGAUUUAGCCGAUAUGUCUAAGCAACUCGAAGCUAACAUUAAAGAUGACACUUCUGAGGUUGAAGUAGACAAUUUCGAUGAUGAUAUCAAAAAGGAACGAGAGGAACGUAAAGAACUGAAGGAAAAGAAAAAGAAACGCAAGAAGAGCAAAGACGAAAAGAAACAUCAUCACCACCAUCAUCACCAUAAAGUUUCCAAAAACUUAGAAGUGAAACAAGAAAUUCCUGAACCCCCGCCGCCUCUAUCUUUAGACAUUCCAGAAAUCAAAGUGGAAAAAGAAAAAAGUCCUCCGCCUCCUCCACCUACUACUCCAGGGAGCAGCCACAGUCAAAGUUUGCCGAGUUUAGUUGACGUACAAAGCCCCACAAAUGAAAAACCAGAAUUUAUCAUUUCUCCAAACACGCGCGAUAUGGUACCGCUUAUUAGUCCUAUACCAAAAACACCAACUUCUGCAAAAGUUAAACGGGAAAAAAUCCUGCCAGCAUUUGGUGCCGAAAUUGACGCUAUCAAGUCCAUAUCUGAACCUUCUUCAGUUAUUAUUAAUAGUAAAAUUGAAGAAGCUACUGAUGUAAAAAAAGAAGAAACCAAAGAUGAGGCUAGUGUAGACUUGCAACCCCAAGAUAAACCAAGAGUGGUUAUAUCGCAAGAAGAAACCGAAGAUGCUGUGGCAGCUUUACUUCAUUCGAUUGGCGGUAGCACACAUCAAUUCGAAUUUACAGAAGAGCAAAAUACUUCAACUGAAGAAGCACCUCCAGAGUUAGUGGAAGAAGUUAUAGUUCAAGACGACGAAGAAAUGCGCAAAGCAGUACAAAGUCUCGAAGUAGACGGGGAACUUUCUAAACCAGACACACCCCAAAGCGAACAUGAAUUGCAAAUCGAUACAGACACUGAAGAGGAUGCUUCGCAAAGCGAACAAAGACCUAAAACUCCUGAGGCGCAAUACUUUGAAAAAGUACCUUAUAAAAGUUUGCCAAGUCCACCAUCACUCACUCCUAUUAAGGCUGAAGUUAAAAAGAUUGUUGAGCCAGUUGAAUUAGAGCAAAGAACUGUUAUUGCGCAAACCUUUAAGGAAACAAAACCUGAAGUUGCUUUGGAACAAACCAAGCCAGUAGUAGUAGUGCCACCAAGCUAUCCACCAUUAACUAAACUUUUGGUACCAGUUGAGCCACCGGUUGUAGUGCAACAUUCACGCCACAACUUACCAGUACAAGUUUGCAAACCUCCAGAAGUCAAUAAUGCUGUUUUAAAUCGACUCCCAAUCACUCCAGUAAUGGUUUCAAAACCUCUACAACCUACCACAGUGUAUUUGCCUCAGCCUAAACUGGCUCAUUCUACAUCAGAACCACCAAAACUAACAACCACAGUUGAGAUGAGACCUAGAAUGGUUUAUCCACCUCAUUAUGCUUUCACUCCAGCCCAGCCUCCUCGAAUAAUGAGGCCAAAUCUAAGACAUCCUAGUGGUUUGCUAAUGCCCACACGUCAUCCUAAUUAUGGACAGUAUAUUUCGCCAACUUACGUUCAAUUACCACCCGAAAACGAACCACCAAGAACCAUUGCUCCAGUAAUCAACAUUCAAUCUACAAAUAAUCCCACUCAGGUUGCGUUUGUGGCACCAUUGUCUGCAAGGCAAAGUCCAAAGUCUGUUAUUAUCGAAGGGACGCCAAGUGUGGAUAGUAAUAAACAAGUUUCGACUAUUGUACAAGCACCACCUAAAGCUGUUACACCAGAUUUGCCUCAGUCGCCUGUCAAAGACUUGACUCCACCGGAACCAGUCAAAGAAGUUGUCGAAGAACCUCCAAUUGUUCAAAAAGAACAAAUAGCAGAAAUCAAGGAGCCGAUUCAUUUGGCUUUACCACCUUUGGAAUGUAGAACUUCAACUCCUAGUCCUGUUAUUGUGCCCAAUCCUGAAGUUAAAGCAGCCAUUGUUGAGCCACCACAAAGUCCAUUGAAGUUGGCCAUUGAAACAGUGACUGACGAAUUGAAUUUGUCUUUGGAGAAAAAGGAGGAAGUUAAAGAGGAGGAGGUUAAAGAAGACGAGAGCAAAAUUGAAGAGGUGAAAACUGAAGAAGUGCCUGUUGUGGUUGAUAAAGUUGAAGAUGAACCAAUAAAGGAGGAAGAUAAUAAACCUAUAGAAGUUAAAGCAACAAUUGAGGAGGAUCCUUUAGGCAGCAAAGAUGAUAAUGACUUUUGGUCAAAUAACACUGUCAAUAUUGAUUCUGUAAUAAAAACUUUAAAUUCUGCUGAUGAAUUGUCUGACAAUGAACACAAAGAUGACAAACCUCCAGCAAUAGUUGCAACAGACAAAGAGGAACUUCCAAAAUCACCGGAAAAAGCCGAAGCUCCAACAGAAGAAAACAAACCUACUGAAGAAAACCCAGAGGCAAACGAAAAAUCAAAUGAAGCAGAAAAAGAUCAAAAACUAGAACCAGAAAUUCUUAUACCAAAAAGCAGCGCACGUAGAGGUCGCGGUGGUAGGCCUAGAGGUACCACAAAAGCAAUCAAAACCACUACCGACCGUGGUGGUAUUCAGACUAGACGUGGUAAGCUUAAAGAAGCCCAAUCGACCCCUCAACCAGUUAUAAAUUCAACCAGCAAACGCGGUAGAGGCGGCAAAGUACGCGGCGAACGAAAAUCCAGCAAAUCAGAGUCAGAAUCAACAAACGACGUUUAUGAAUUCAAAGAAGAUUCUGACGACAACAAAGAACAUCGUCCCAGAUUAGUACUCACCAUUAAAUCUACCACAUCCAGCACUAGCAAUGCUCAACCAACAGCCAUUAUUAAAGAAAUUACAAAAGAUGGAGCAAAGGAAAUUGGCAAAGAAGUCGUAAAACCUAAAGAAGUUGUUGUUGAAAUACCACCGCCAGUGGUAGUUCAACAGCCUUCACCAGUUGCUGAAACAAAGGAAGAGUUCACUAGUCCACAAGCAGCAAACACAAGAAAAUCAAGACGUUUAGCUGAAAAAGAUAUUUCUAGAACCACUGUGGAUGACACCAUCGAGGAUGUAAUUAAAAAUACUCCUCUUACAAGAGCCAAUCAAAGACGCUCCGGGCGUCAGCCAAAGAAACCACCCGCAACUGUGGGUGUUAUAAGCGAUGAAACUCCCAGAAAAAGUCCUAGAGGUCGCAAGCCAUCACGCCGAGCCUCCGAAGCAGCUGAAAAUUCUUCAAGUGAAGAUUUAAAAGAGGAAGUUAAACCUGUUGAAACUCCUGUGGUGUCGCCUGUUAAACUAGCAGAACCUCCAAUUGAAAAACCUAUAAUAAUUGCUGCUCCUGUUGUAGAAGAGAAAAAGGAAAAGAAAGUGGAUCAUUGUAGUUUAAAAACGGCCAUGUUGAAACGAUUCAAAGGGGAAAUGUCGGCCAACAAGCAAGAGCAUACGAGUUUAAUCGAUCCUGUUACUGGAGUCAUGACUGUAGUAAAGGAAUUAGACGAAGGCAAAUAUAUUCCAUUGCCAGGAAGUUCGCCAGUAGUUGUGCCUGAAAAAAUUAACAACGAAAUCAAACCUAGUGUCAUAGCCCAGCCUCAUCAAGUCACUGUAGUGCAGCAAUCAACUCCUAAAGUUCACUCGUUAAAGGCACACGUUCUGAGCAGUCAAGCAGCCAAAGCUGUUGUAAGCGAAACCCCUAUAGUGCAGAAAGCACCUGUUGUGGACACUGUUCCAAGCGUUGUUACAACAGCCAAACCACUAGUAGUCACUCCCAACAACGUUCCUACUUCAGUCAACUUACAAAGUGUCGGUCCAAUGUCUCCACGUCCUGGAGCACCACCUGUAGGCGAAGUCAAACCACCAGUUUUAUCACCCACUCAACAUUUAUUGUUAAACAACCAAAAACAGAUGCUUCAAGCCAGAGAACAACAGCUGGCUCAUCUGGCUUCAAAACAAAUCGUCAACACCCAGUUGGCUCACAUGAAGCACCAGCAAGUACUUAUGGGUACCAAAACAAAGCCCCAACAUCCGUUGCAACAUUUGUCUAGUCCCGUUUUAAAAGCUCAAAGGAUUAUUCAAACCCCAACUGGUAAAGGAGUCAUGGAACCACCCAAGAUUGAUGUCAACUUGCCAAACAUCAUGUUGGCCAGGCCGAAUUUGAGUCCUUCUGGACCUCAAGCUAGAUUAGCUGGACUGCCAGUGCCUGCUUACGAAGCUAGUUUGGGCGAGCCAAUACCUCACUUUGCCCCAGGACCCCAUCUGAAUCCUGCCCAUUAUAUGCAUUCACAGCACAUGAUAUACCAACAAUUUAUCAGACAGCAACAGCAACAUUUCCAACAACGGGCAAGUCUUGAUAAAUCGGGCGAGGAAGGCGAAGAAGCUCCAGUGGGUUUAGCAUUGUCUGGCAGAGGUGCCGCAGUGCCUCAUCAUUCGCCUCAUGAUCGUGCCACAGAAUCACCUGCAAUUGGUCAAGUUUACAACACCCUUUCGGCCCGUCUACCACCCUACCAUACCAGAUAUUUCGAUCAACAACCCGCUGAACCUCCCCCGGCCCAUAGACCUUUAACAUCGCACGACCGAGCCGGAUUACCGCACAUUCCACCAUUGGGCACCCCCGACAGGCCUCUGGGGGCUCACGGGGCCGUGCAUUCCACCACCGCCCAUUUAAUCCCAGACAGACCUACAGGAGUGAUACCAGAAAGACCUUUGAGCGCCCAUUUGGCACACGGAACACCUGAACGGACUCAAACAUCUUAUGCUGCUGAUCGACUUCUUGUUGGAGCAGGUUUAGGUGCAGCCGGUAACCUAAUGGGUGCAGUGGCCAAACAUAUUGGCAUAGAUGCUUCAAAUCAACGUGGUAUUCAAGCGGCCACGCCGCCUCUAGCCAGCCAGGUGCCGCCUCAAGCGGAAAGUCUUUUCAUGCUCCUCAAACAAUACCCGUUAAUGUGGCAAGGCCUGUUGGCUCUCAAAAAUGACCAGGCCGCCGUGCAGAUGUACUUUGUGUCUGGUAACGAUGACGUAGCGAACAGUAGUUUACCGAAAAAUACCGAUGGUUCAACGCCACCCCUUAGAAUAUUUCAGAGGAUGCGAUUGGAACCGAUGCAAGUUGAAGGGGUGGCCAGGAAAAUGCAGAUGGAAAAAGAACAUUGUAUGUUGUUGGCCCUCCCUUGCGGCCACGACCACAUGGACGUACUUAAACAAUCCAACAAUCUAACAUUGGGCUUCAUCACUUACCUACAACAAAAACAAGCCGCUGGCAUUGUAAAUGUAGCCGCCCCUGGAACCACUCAUCCGCCUGCCUAUGUGGUCCACAUUUUUCCAUCGUGUGACUUUGUCAAUGAAAAUCUUCGCAGGAUUGCUCCAAGUUUAUUGGAACGAGUGGCCGACAUUGCCCAUCUAAUGAUAGUCAUAACUACGGUUUAAACAAAAAAAUCCCGAAUGUGUCUUUGCUAGUCUAAAUUUUGAUGCCUCGAGUUCUCCGAGAUUUUGGUGUUUCUCUCGGUUGAAAUAAUUGGAUGUACGAGAAAAGUGUGUAUAAUACAACAACAAAAAAAAAAACACUAUGCUUAAACUGUUUAAAAAAAAAAAAAAAGUUUCACUGUGAUUUCUAAAAGAUGCGUUACUAUAUUAUAAAAAUGUUUAAAAAAAUCUAAAAAAAAAAAAAAUUAAUUAAUUAAUUAACCUACAUAAGAAGAUCUCAUAUUUGAACUUAGUUUUGUAUAAAAAAAAAUAAUAAUAUCGAAGAGUUUUUUUUCUUUGUUUAGGAGAGGAUCUUUAUUUUUCAUAUUAGCGGUUUAUUUUCUAAUUUAAAUUAUUUUUAAAAGGGUGGCAUAAGAUAAUUUCAGUUCUUUUGCCUACCCUAACAAAGUGGAUAGUGUAGGCAAAAUAUAGUCGCCACCCUCUUAACUCGUGAACCAUCCUUACAAUAUUUGUAAAGAUGGUACGCCGGUAACCAAAAAAAAUUCAAUUAAUUGUUUAAAUGUGGGGUUACAUGGUUUGAAAGUUUAUUUUUUAUAUACGCUUCUUGUUGUUAAUUUAUUUAUUAUUAAAAGGAAUUUUUCAGUUAUUUGCCACCUUAUUGGCGAAAUGUAACAUAAAUGCAGCUUGGUUUUUAAGGGCUGUAAUUAAAAUUUAAUUUGUCGAAAACUUAGGAUGUAUAUUUUUUUUUCUGGGAAUUUAUUAUAGAAGUGUAAAUCUUUUUUUUUUGUACGGGAAAAAUAUGAAGCAACCCUUUUAUUAUUAUUAAUUAUUAUUAUUAGGUUUGUUCCAACUGACAUGUGAACCGUUCUAGAACGGUAAUUUCCAGUCAAUCAAUACAUUUGUCAUUGGAAAUUACUGGUUCUGGAACAGUUUUCAUGUCGGUCGGAACAGAGCUAUUUACUCUUGUAAAAUAUUUAAAACAAAAAAAUGUGAAUAGCUAGCUAGAAUUAUUUUUUAAUUUAUAAUUACUAAGGUUUUUUUUUUUUUUUUUCGAGUUUACUUUUUCUGUUGGGCGAAUUUUCUGUACAGUGUAUUUAGGCUGUAAGUAAAAAUAAAAAUAAAAUAACUUUUACUAUAGCGAGCGUUACAGAAAAAAAAAGAAGUUUACUUAUAAUAGGGAAAAUUGUGAUGUCUAUAUUACUUGUGUAAAUUUUGUACAUAAACAAAAAAAAAUACUGUGUAUUGUGAGUAUACAUUAUUAUAACUAUUACGAUUAAUUUUUAUU
Messenger RNA from Ceutorhynchus assimilis (cabbage seed weevil), 13491 nucleotides. The record is from the annotation of a GenBank genome assembly. NCBI's taxonomy places the organism in Eukaryota, Metazoa, Arthropoda, Insecta, Coleoptera, Curculionidae.